This is a messenger RNA of Trypanosoma theileri, 867 nucleotides long. RefSeq lists its product as uncharacterized. Bases 1 to 867 code for a protein of 288 amino acids. The transcript has a single exon. NCBI's taxonomy places the organism in Eukaryota, Euglenozoa, Kinetoplastea, Trypanosomatida, Trypanosomatidae. The record is from RefSeq and is a predicted model, not a curated record.
AUGAUGGAAAUGCGCUACACCAUUUGUGUUUUGGUGUUAGCACUCUGCUUUGCCUGCGGUAUUGUGUGUGCUGAUGCUCCUCCUGGCGAAGGUGGAGGUCAUCCAAAGGAUAAAGCUGAGGAGGCAGCUGCUGGUCCUGAUGGUACUUGCACUCCUGACGGUUCCACUCCUCCUCAGGGUAAAAAUUGUUUGCCUCCUCCUCCACCCCCUCCACCACCAUCUAUUCCUGAUUCUGUUGGUACUUGUCCUGAAGCUGGUGCUGGUGAUUCCACUGGCGGUACUUGUACUUCUUCUUCUUCUUCUGGUGGUGUUGGUGCUGCUGGUCCUGGCACUCAUCCGCAACCUGCCGCAAGAGACUCUUCAUCACCUACACAGGAAGUAUCUGCUGCUCAAGGUGUGCGGGGAUCCCAAGAUUCUAUCAGUGAACCACGUCCUGCAGAAACUGCUGCCGAACCUCCUGCAGGCGCUUCUGGCGAAGCUGCUCCUUCUGGUCCAGCUGCUGGUCCUUCCAUUACAUCUUCUUCACCAGGUGAGGGGAGCAGUAGUGAAUCUUCACGUGUUGGUCAAACUGAAAGCGCAACAACACCAACUUCUCCUUCUCCCACUAAUUCGUCCACAGAGAGUACCGGUGAUUCUGAUGGUGGAAUGACUGAAAACGGCAUUACACCUGCAGGGAGUGAGUCAGUAAAUAACCCAAGUGAUGCAGAUAGCACAGAUACAACCACCACCACCACCACAACACUUCCUCCUGAACUCACAAACAACAAGAAGGGUGAUGCAGACAGCAGCAGCAGUAUCAGCAGUUCUGUGUGGGUUCGUGUACCACUACUGAUUGUGUUUACACUGGCCUGUAUUCUUGUGUGCUGA